GCUAAUAUAUAAAAUUCAUAUUAUAUUCAAGUGGCUAUCAGGACUCAGUAGCUGAGUGGAUAUCGUGAUGGGGUUUCAAGUGAAUGGUACUGGGUUCAAGUCCCAGAGUGAGCAUUGACUCUGAGAUGCAGGUACAUCCAGCUGACGAGUCCCAAAUAGGAUGAAACGCGCGUCUAAACUGGAUUCCACUGCAAGCCACUAUCUAUCCUUGCUUACAAAAAGCUUGUGAAUUAAGGCAAUAUCGAGGCAUACGCACGGUAUGCACAUAUGCCAAUAAUAGACUGAUCAAUUGCAGUCUUAAACCUCAAUCGGAAGAUACGAGCCAAACAAUACCAAAUAUUGGGCAUCAUUACGUAAUUUGGUAUUAUCUUUAUUAAAUGCUAUGAGAAGUAUACUCAGUCUUCUAUUUCUACUUUUCUUAUUUAUGUUAAUAUUUGCUUUACUUGGAAUGCAAUUAUUUGGUGGAGAGUUUAAUUUUGAUGAUGGCAAACCAGGCCAAAAUUUUGAUACAUUUGUAAAAGCCUUAUUAACUGUAUUUCAAAUCUUAACUGGUGAAGAUUGGAAUAUGAUUAUGUACGAUGGUAUACGUUCUCAAGGUGGUGUAAAUAAUGGAGGAUUUGUAUAUUGUAUUUAUUUUGUAUUAUUAGUAUUGUUUGGCAACUAUACUUUGUUAAAUGUGUUUUUAGCUAUUGCUGUAGAUAAUUUAGCUAAUGCACAAGAAUUGACGGCAGCUGAAGAAGAGGAACAACGUUUAGCGGAUGAGUUAGCGGAACAACAAGAAGAUAAGGAAAAUCUAAAAAUCAAUUUAAAUCAACCACAAACUAUUGAGAUAAAUCAAAUCAAUGAUAGAAAAUAUUCCGGAUUAGAAGAAUUCGGAAAAUCUGUUACAGCACAAAUGGGAAAUAAAUAUUGUGAUAACUAUAGUACAAUGCAGAAAUUUCAAACAGAUAUUGAACUAGGUAGAGAGCAAGAAACACAAGCACAUCAAGAGUCUCAAACACAACAUCAAUUAUAUGGCAAGCCGAUGCUUCCUUACAGUUCAAUGUUUAUAUUUUCUUCAACAAAUCCUGUUCGUCGAUUUUGUCAUUUUGUAGUGAAUCUACGCUAUUUUGAUUUAUUCAUAAUGAUUGUUAUUGUAUCAAGUAGUCUUGCAUUAGCUGCUGAAGAUCCAGUCAGUGAAAAUAGUACACGAAAUUGUUUAUUAGAAUAUUUCGAUCACGCUUUUACAUGUGUAUUCGCUAUUGAAAUGUUAUUGAAGUUAAUUGAUCUCGGUGUAUUUCUACACCCAUAUUCUUAUUGUCGUGAUACGUGGAAUUUAUUGGAUGCUGCUGUAGUGAUCGGUGCGUUAAUAUCAUUUUUUCGUGCUUAUACUUUGAAAGGUAGAGCUGGACAUGGAAGUAGUAAAAAUUUGAGUACAAUAAAGUCGUUACGUGUACUUCGAGUGUUAAGACCAUUAAAAACCAUUCGUAGAGUACCGAAAUUAAAAGCGGUAUUCGAUUGUGUAGUUAGUUCAUUGAAAAAUUUUAUAUUCUCUAUUGUGGCAGUUCAAUUAUUUCAGGGGAAAUUUUUCUAUUGUAAUGAUUUAUCAAAACUUACAAAAGAAGAUUGUCAAGGUUAUUUCUUUUCAUAUGAUGAUGGUCUAGUACCUGUUGUGAAAGCUCGAGUAUGGAGUUCACGUGAUUUUCAUUAUGACAAUGUGAUCACAGCUAUGCUAACAUUAUUCACAGUGACAACUGGUGAAGGAUGGCCUGGAGUUUUAAAGAAUUCAAUGGAUGCUACAGAGGUGAAUCAUGGCCCAGUUGAAGACCAUAGUCAACAAAUGGCAAUUUUCUAUAUCAUAUUUUUCAUUGUAUUCCCAUUCUUUUUUGUCAAUAUUUUUGUAGCUUUAAUUAUUAUAACAUUUCAAGAACAAGGUGAAAAUGAAUUAGUCGAUCAUGAAUUGGAUAAAAAUCAAAAACAAUGUAUUGAAUUUGCAAUUAAUUCAAAACCUUUAUGUAGAUAUAUGCCUAGUAAUAUUGCAUCAACAAAAUAUCGAAUAUGGAGAUUAGUUGUAUCUAGUCCAUUUGAAUAUUAUAUUAUGACAAUGAUUGCAUUAAAUACUUUAAUUUUAAUGAUGAAAUAUUAUCGACCAGAUUAUACAGAUGCUAAUAUGGGCAUUCCUGACUGGGAAACACAAAAAUAUCAAAGUUAUUGUAGUACACUAGUUUAUUUGAAUACAGCAUUUACUGCGAUGUUUACAAUGGAAUGUUUAUUAAAAUUAAUUGCAUUUGGACCAAAAAGUUACUUUCGUGAUUCAUGGAAUACGUUUGAUUUUAUUACGGUAGUUGGUAGCAUAACCGAUGUACUUGUUUCUGAGCUACAAGAUUCAUCAUUUCUUAACUUGGGGUUUUUACGACUAUUUCGUGCAGCUCGUUUAAUCAAAUUAAUUAGACAAGGUUAUACAAUCAGAAUACUAUUAUGGACAUUUAUUCAAUCAUUUAAAGCACUACCCUAUGUUUGCCUACUUAUUACUAUGUUAUUCUUUAUUUAUGCUGUAGUAGGAAUGCAAAUAUUUGGCACGAUAGCUAUUAAUGAAGCUGAAGGACAAAUUACAAAUUACAAUAAUUUUCAUAGUUUCCCGUAUGCAGUUCUGUUAUUAUUUCGUUGUGCUACUGGUGAAUCAUGGCAAGAAAUAAUGCUUGCUUGUACCUAUGGACAAGAAUGUGUUAAUCGUGCAUCAAACAAUUGUGGAAGCAAUGCAUCUUAUACUUAUUUUGUAUCAUUUAAUUUCUUUUGCUCGUUUCUUAUGCUCAAUUUAUUUGUUGCUGUAAUUAUGGAUAAUUUUGAUUAUUUAACAAGAGAUUCAUCUAUACUGGGGUCACAUCAUUUAGAUGAAUUCAUACGUGUAUGGGCUGAAUAUGAUCCAGGUGCAAAGGGAAGAAUACAUUACACAGAAAUGUAUGAAAUGCUAAGAAAAUUAGAACCUCCAGUUGGAUUUGGUCAGAAUUGUCCAUACAGAUUAGCCUAUAAGAAACUAAUUCGUAUGAAUAUGCCAUUAGAUAGUGCAGGAACUGUACAUUUCACAACAACACUAUUUGCUUUAGUUCGAGAAUCAUUAGGUAUUAAAAUGGCUCCAGCUGAAUUUAUGGAUAUUAAAGAUGCUGAAUUACGUGAAACCAUUAAAACAUUAUGGCCGGUACAAGCGAAACGAUCAUUAGACUUAUUGUUACCACCAGAUUCAGAAUAUACAUUUACCCGUCUUACUGUUGGAAAAAUCUAUGCUGGAUUAUUGAUUUAUGAAAAUUGGCAAAUGAAUAAAUCCACUGGCAAUAAAAAGAAUUUACAUCAAUUGAAUACUAAACCUAUACUUGAAGCAUGCUUAACUCAAAUGUUAGGACAUGAUCCAUUUCAUCUUGCAAAUCGUCUACCAAACUGUAGUAAAGAACAUUCACGUUAUGGUAGUAAAGUGGAUCUUAGAUCCAUUAAUAAUAUGGAAAUAGAUCAUAUUCCUUUAGAAAAUAAUUACAAAGAGCAAACAUUGAAAUAUAAACAGCACGAAAAAGAACUUGUGGAGAAAUUAAAUCAAAUUAAACAAGAACAGUUAAAUAAUAAUAAUAAAUAUAUGAGAGAAAUAUCGAAAACCACUAGCGAAAUGACUAGAACUACUAAUACUGUCAAUAAUGAUAAUAUUAAUAAUAAUACCAGACAAAUCUUUCCAAUUAUUAUCACAUCACCUGAAGAAGAGAAAUAUGAUAAGACAUCUCCCACUGAACAAGAUUAUAUUCAUAAAAAUUUAGGUAUUAUCAAUGCAGUUAAUAAUAAUAAUAAUGACGACGACGAUGAUGAUGAUGAGAGAGAUGAUGUACAAAAUGUAGAUAAUUAUCUAUCACGAAAAUCAAUUCAUUCUUUCUCUACUACAACUAGUACAGAUUAUACAUAUUAUCCUAAUGCACAUUCAAAUUACAACCAGAAACCACAAAAUACAUCACAAGAUCAAUAUAACUCUCAUAUGAAUAAAAUUAAAGUAUAUACAAAUAUGCCAGAUGCAGCAAUCAGUCAACAUAAUAACGAUAAUAAUUAUUAUAAUCAUAAGAAUAAAGUUUCUGAUGCAAAUCAAAGGUUAACAUUUUAUCCUCAUCCCCCAGAAACAGAUAAUCAAUAUUUAGUACCAAAUCAUAUGUAUGAUAAACUUUAUAAACUCAAUGAAGACUUUUCAGGUAAAAGUAGGAGAGAAACAGAAGAAAGAAAAAGGGGAGGAUUUUAUAGAAAAUGUACAUACAAUACAUAUCAGCAACGUACAAAUCAGGCACAUUUAGAUUUCGCAGACGCAGUUCAUACGUUGGUAAAACAAGCCAAUGUUAUGGCCAAAAGAAAUAGAAUCAACAAAUACUUACGAAAAAGUGCAAAAGAUGUUGACUGGGAUACACUUUCAUUUCAUAGAGUUAAUAUGAGUCCAAGAUCAUUUGAUCGCAAUACACGAUAUUAUGGCAACAGUAUAUCAAGUCAUCAUAAACGCAAAAGAGUUUUGUAUGAUGAAAACCAUAAUGGCUAUAAAAGCUUUUACUUAAAUUUGCCAAAUAAUUACCCAUCAGUUUUGUACGACAUGCCACAGUGUAGUUCAACAAGAGAUGAUGAAACAGAUGAAAAUAAUUCAUUUAACGAAGGAUUUCGUAUAAUUGAUUUAGAACAUCAUCAAGAUAGUCCAACAGUUUAUGAUGAAGCAUAUGAUCAAUCCUAUGCAACGCAAAUCGAAAGAUCUGCAUCAAUUCAUGAAAUACGUCAAAAAAGUGAAAAUAAGACUAACAAUGAAUACAAUAUACAAAAACCCCAAAAUGCAUUAUAUCAUUCAUUACACAUGAUUCCAUGUGAAUCCAAAAUUAAAUCUUAUGUUCAAAGUGAACAAGAUUUAAAUCUUGCCACUAGCCAUCUGAAUCAUAUCAAUCCGUCCAAUAGAUCAGACCAAAUGAUCGAAAUGAAGGAAAGUGAAAUUCAAUUUCCUCGUUUACUUAAAUCGCCAACAACCAGUGAUGAUUUUGACUCAAUAUACUACCCUAUAAAACAUCACAGAACAGGUUCACUAACUUUUUACUCAUGUCCACCACAUGAAACCGAUUCUCACUGUUCCAUGGAUCCAAGUGCUAGUGCUUUUGUUAAGCAUUCAUAAUAAAAGUACAAUGUGUAUAAAAAAUUUAUUAUGGAAAAUAACUUAUUUCAUACAUUUAGAAUAGGAAGGAAGGGCAAUAAAAGAAAGUAUAAAACGUGUCCAUCGAGCAAACGAUAUAUAUGGAGAGUCGUAAACUGGCGAGUUUUGUGCUUAGAUGAUCUCGCCAAGUGUUAGUCAUUAUGAAAAUCAUAAGGACACUAAGAUUACAAGAAAUCAUUCUCCUUGAAUAGUUUACAGUAUAAAAAUAAAUAUUCAGGAAGAGAUAUUUAUUACUUUGAUAUGACUACUCAAGUGUGAAUUUAAAAUUUAAACCAAGGUUUAACCCAGGACAGUUAAGUUAUAAAGCAACCAUGACGCUAAUUAACUAGUUAUUAGGUUAGAAAUCCAGUGGUACAUGCUUUCUAACUUCGGUUAAUUUGUGAUAGAAUGCAAACAUGCAACUUGAUUUUGUAAUUUACAUCAAGGAUUAACCUUAGUUGAGUAACUCCUGGAAGCUAGAAAGCAAUAAACAGCUGCUCCAUUCUGGUAUAGGACUCCUCAGCAGUUUGGAUUCAUAGUCCCACGGGGAUCGAACCUUGAAUAGACAUGCAAAAUCGCUAAUUGAUUGACGUUAGUGAUUCGAACCACUGAAUAUCAACUCAGUAAUCUAAAGAUUAAAUGCUCGUUGCGAGACCUGAGGGUUUUGGUUCAAUCUGUAAAGGAUUUGUGGAUGAGAACUUCUGAGUCCAAUACUAUGACGAAACAGCUGUACACUGGCUCCUCGGAUAACUGCAGUCAUUUCGUGACAUAAACUUUUAAACUCGACAAUCUACAGAAACCUAUAAAUAAUUUAAUCACAUUCUUUUCAUACAAAACGUCAUAACGCAGGUUGAUUUACAAGUUGCUUAGAACACAAUCAGCCCGUCAUAUGACUAGUUUACGAUAAUCUACGAUAACCUGUUACCGUUAUGACUUCACUAAAACUAAAACUUUAUAACAGUACUAGAAAUCAAUAUAAUUACAGUCGUAGUAAUAGUUCCAAUUUUCUGAAAGUGUGAACGAAAUUUAGAAAGAAAUUAAAACCUUCAGAUGAUGAUUAACCCUGUUCCUGAAAAUUCUGUCUUCAGGGAAAUUUUCAGAAAUACAAAAUCAUUCUGCGAUAUUCAUUAAGAAUAAUAUUACGCAUUAUCUUUUGGCAAAUACUUGGUGUAUAAUGACCAUCUAA
Messenger RNA from Schistosoma haematobium, 6347 nucleotides. Its product is annotated as Voltage-dependent N-type calcium channel subunit alpha-1B. Lineage: Eukaryota; Metazoa; Platyhelminthes; Trematoda; Strigeidida; Schistosomatidae. The coding region runs from base 383 to 5143 and encodes 1586 amino acids. Gene Ontology annotation, cellular component: voltage-gated calcium channel complex; membrane. The record is from RefSeq and is a predicted model, not a curated record. Gene Ontology annotation, molecular function: high voltage-gated calcium channel activity; calcium ion binding. Gene Ontology annotation, biological process: chemical synaptic transmission; calcium ion import across plasma membrane. The transcript has 29 exons.